This is a messenger RNA of Acipenser ruthenus (sterlet), 3006 nucleotides long. RefSeq names its product transmembrane 9 superfamily member 2-like. Gene Ontology annotation, cellular component: membrane. The coding region runs from base 240 to 2204 and encodes 654 amino acids. NCBI's taxonomy places the organism in Eukaryota, Metazoa, Chordata, Actinopteri, Acipenseriformes, Acipenseridae. Gene Ontology annotation, biological process: protein localization to membrane. The transcript is spliced from 17 exons. The record is from RefSeq and is a predicted model, not a curated record.
UUCACGACGUACGACAACGUGCCGCUCCAGAAUUUUUUGCGUUCUCUGUAUUACUUUUACCCAGCAGCCUGCGAGGGAGUGACAGCCAUUCCUCUAGUAACGUCAGCUUUACAAAACGGGUUGUGCAAACUGGAACCCAGUGCAACCUGCUCAACCGUACCAGUCGCCGCCUGGGCUCCCUGUAUCAGCGGAACGCGUGAAUAUAAAGACAGCAGUGUGUUCUGUAGACCUGUAGCAGGAUGAAGCACUGUCCCCAAUCUCGUUUGUUAUUUGUCUGCACGAUAUUAUUAUCAGCAGCGACUUGCAGCCACAGUUUCUAUCUUCCGGGGUUGGCUCCUGUAAGUUUCUGCGAGGAAGGUAAAGGGAGCCCAAACUGCAAGUCUGUCUUUGAACUCUUUGUGAACAGACUGGACUCUGUAGAAUCGGUGUUGCCUUAUGAAUACGAUGCUUUCGACUUCUGUCAAGAAGCAUCUGAGAGGAGGCCCUCCGAAAACCUGGGCCAGGUGCUGUUUGGAGAGAGAAUUGAGUCUUCACCUUACAAGUUUAAUUUUAUGAAGGAAGAAAAAUGCAAGCUGGUUUGCAAAAAAACGUAUGAUCCCAGCAAUGCAGAUGACAAGGUUAAGAUGGCUUUUCUCAAGAAGGGGAUGGAACUCAAUUAUCAACACCACUGGAUCAUUGAUAACAUGCCGGUCACUUGGUGUUACGAUGUUGAAGACGGGCAAAAGUAUUGCAAUCCCGGGUUCCCCAUUGGGUGCUACGUGACUCAGGAUGGGCGACCCCAAGAUGCCUGCGUUAUUAACUCCGAGUUCAAUAAGAAGAACACCUUCUACCUCUUCAAUCACGUGGACAUCACCAUUACGUACCACAGCGGGGAGGGGGAGGGCUGGGAAGGAGCACGGCUGGUGGCUGCGAAGCUGGAACCAAAGAGUUACAAGAACACUGAUGAAAAGAAUCUGAAUUGUGAAUCUAGUCCUGCAAUGGAGGUUUCUAGUGACUUUAAUGGCAAAUUGGAUUUCGUCUACACCUACUCUGUUCACUAUGUUAAAGACAAUCAUAUCAAGUGGGCCUCCCGGUGGGACUACAUUCUUGAAUCCAUGCCACACACCAAUAUUCAGUGGUUUAGUAUAAUGAACUCCUUGGUUAUUGUGCUGUUCCUGUCUGGCAUGGUGGCAAUGAUCAUGCUGCGAACUCUGCAUAAGGACAUCGCCAGGUACAACCAGGUUGAUCAGGAGGAGGCUCAGGAGGAGUCUGGGUGGAAGCAGGUGCACGGAGACAUCUUCAGGCCCCCCAGAAAGGGCAUGCUGCUGUCUGUCUUCCUCGGCCAAGGCACCCAGAUCUUCAUAAUGACCUUCAUUACACUGUUUUUGGCCUGUCUUGGUUUCCUGUCUCCUGCAAACCGGGGUGCUCUGAUGACGUGUUCAGUGGUGCUGUGGGUUUUACUGGGGACGCCAGCAGGAUACGUGUCCGCUCGCAUGUAUAAAACGUUUGGAGGUGAAAAAUGGAAGACCAAUGUUCUGCUGACAGCGCUCUUGUGUCCUGGGGUCGUGUUUUCUGAUUUCUUCAUCAUGAACCUGAUUCUCUGGGUGAAAGGCUCUUCGGCCGCCAUCCCCUUCGGCACGCUGGUGGCGGUUCUGGCCAUGUGGUUUGGCAUCUCUGUGCCUCUCACCUUUUUGGGGGCUUACUUUGGAUUUAAAAAAAGAUCCAUUGAACACCCAGUGCGGACAAACCAGAUUCCUCGUCAGAUUCCAGAGCAGUCGUUUUUCACCAAGCCGCUGCCUGGCAUCGUAAUGGGUGGCAUACUGCCCUUCGGGUGCAUUUUUAUUCAGCUGUUCUUCAUUCUGAACAGCAUCUGGUCCCACCAAAUGUACUACAUGUUUGGAUUCCUCUUUCUGGUAUUUCUAAUUCUCCUCAUCACCUGCUCGGAGGCUACUAUCCUGUUGUGCUACUUCCACCUCUGUGCAGAGGACUAUCACUGGUGGUGGAGGUCAUUCCUAACCAGCGGCUUCACAGCUGUUUACCUCUUUGUUUAUGCAGUCCAUUACUUCUUCUCCAAGCUACAGAUCACAGGGGCGGCCAGCACUAUCUUAUACUUCGGAUACACCAUGAUCAUGGUCCUUAUAUUCUUCCUCUUUACAGGCACGAUUGGGUUUUUCGCAUGCUUCUGGUUUGUAAACAAGAUCUACAGUGUGGUCAAGGUGGACUGAAACUCUGCAUUGUCCCGGACAGCCUUGCAUUGGUCCUGGGUUUACUUUGCAGGGGGUAAAUCCAAUGCACACUUUUGUUUUUCAGUAACUGGUAUAAAUAGCAGAAGUUUGUAAGACUGUAUGAAAACAUGACAUAUUUAAGAUUUAAAGAUAUACUUUUGUCACUUGUUUGUUUGGCGAAAGUCUAAAACGAUAUUCUGUUGUUUUUAUUACUUUUGUUUUGGUGUGUGUUUGUUUUGAUUUUUUUCUGAAGCAUUGUGUCGGCUGGUUGUGUUUUACUCCAAAGAUUCCAUGUUUGGGGAGGGGGGUAAAUGUAUCCAUUUUAAAUUGAAGCAGCUUUUUUUUAAAUCAUUGAGACAUAGAUCUUUCUUUUCUUCUUGCAGAAUAACUCAAAAGCUUGUCACAACUACAGUCUUUACUUGGUUAUCUGUCAGCCACAGUUGCAACGGAUGUUUUAAUGAGUACCAGGUAUCUAAAUGCAUGCACUGUACACUCUAUUGGUGUCUGACCCUAGCCAUUAUGAAGUUUACCUGCGCGUGGUGGGCAAUUGAGAAUUGGACUGUAGACUACUUUGGCCUUUUAUUAAAUAUCUCCCUUUAUUUGAGGGAAAAUAAUGUCAACUGCUCUGGUAAUGACUUUAAAAUGUGAUUUUAGUUUUUUUUUCCUUUGCUGUGUGUUCUUUUUAUAUAUACAUUUUUUUUUUUGUCCAUCAAUAAGCAACUGAUAAAUACGUGUACAUAAUACCCUGUAUACUUUAAUAACCUUUUUUAUUUCUUUAAAAUGCCAGUGCCCUUUACCAAAA